CUCUAAGGUAACUUAAGACUAUGUAUUUAGUAAUAGUCAUUUAGGUUUAAAAACAAAAUGUACAUUAACCAACUAUGGUGAUUGAAAAUAUGAGUUACGAUACAAAAACAGUGACUGGUGGUUCUGUUUGCAAAGCAGUCCUUCAGUAUUGUGCUAAUUCUCAUCCAUUUGAAGAACGUACCCUUUCUCUUGAUCAACCUGUGAAAAUUGGCCGUUUGCUAGCUAAAGCCUGGGUAAGUCCAAAUAAUGGAAUCUUUGACUGCAAAGUUCUAUCAAGGAACCACGCCCUGCUAUGGCAUGAAAAUGGGAAAUUUUUCUUACAAGAUACAAAAAGUAGUAAUGGUACAUUUGUUAACAACCAUCGACUCAGUAAAAGUGGUGAAGAGUCUCAACCUCAAGAAGUAUUCAGUGGAGAUAUAGUUCAAUUUGGUGUUGAUGUAAUCGAAAAUUCUAAAAACAUAUCUCAUGGCUGUAUUACAGCAGUUCUAAAAUUAUAUCAUGCCGACGGAACAGAAGCUGAAUCUAAUCCUGUCGUGAAUUUCAUUAAUGAUGUAUGUACUCAAGAUUUAUAUAAUAUAGAUGCUUAUAUUAGAGAUGCUAUACACAGAGAAGCAAAUUUAGAAAACAAAUUAUUAAAUUUAGAAAGACUAUUAUCAAACAUAAUUGGAGAAACUGAUAAUAGUUGGAAAGCUCUAAUUACUGAAGAUCGUUUACUAUCCAAAAUUGAAUUUUUAGAAAGCCAAUUGCAGUAUUAUAAAAAGGAUUAUGGAGAAGAUGAAAUAAAACAGGAAAUAUGUGAUUUAAAGAAAUACAAAUAUUCUUAUCAAGGGUUGGCCAAGGAUUGUUUAAAAAAAGAAAUGGAAGAAAAAUUAAAAAUGAUGCAAAGGUGUCAAGAAUUAGAAAGUUUGUUAAAACAUUCCACAGUUGAACAAAAUGCGUUGAUGAAACAUCUCAAUAAUGCACAAGAUGAAAUCAAAGAAAUGUGUACUAAGUUUAAUACAGAGCUUGCUAAUCAUGAAAAUAGUGUUAAAGAAUUUGAUGUAUCAAAAGAUUUAUAUGAAACCGAAUUAAAAAAACUGAAAGAAGAAAAAAAUGAACUAGAACUAAGUUUUCAUAGUCGAUGUGAGGAAGUAGAAAGAUUACGAGCUGAAAUAGCUAAAAUGAAUUAUGAAAUUAAUACACGUAAUGUACUUCUUUUAACUUUACAAAAUGAACAUGAGCUUACAGAAGAUAUUUCUCUUAACAAGUAUUUUAAUGAUAUAAUGUCUUAUAUUAUACAUGUAUUACAAGACCGUCAAACUUAUCUAAAUCAAAUUAACUCGUUACAAAGUCAAAUGCAAAAACAUAUUAAACAAAAAGCUGAUAUAGAAAAUCAAGUAUGUCAACUACAGACUGAACUUGAUUUUAACCGAGAACUGUUAGUAAAUUGUAUUAAAAAUAAAAAUGUUAGUGAUAUAGAUAACAUGGAUCCUGAUCAGUUAAAGAUGAUAAUACUAAAUGAAGAUGGAUUGAAAAAUAUUGAAGACUUGUCAAAAGAUCAUGAGAUUCAAUCAGAUUUUUAUAAACAAAAAUGUGAUGAUAUUGAAUUCAAGUUAACUGAAGCUAAAGAUAUACUGCUUGACUGUAUAAAUAAUUUGGAUGAUCAAGAAUCUACCAUAAAACUUCUUAAAAAAGAGCUUUCAUGUAAAGAUAUUGUGUUGUUGUUGAUGUCUAACUAUUUAUGCCAUUUAUCAAAUAUUGAUUCUAACAAUAUAAAUGAUGUGCCUGAUAUACUACAGAAAAAUCUAAACUCUUUCAAUGACUUAAAAAGUAUUGAUACUUCAAUUGAUCUAGAAGUUUUUAAAACAGAAUUUUUAAAUAAUGUACCCCCAGUACAAGAUAAUUAUAUUAUUCAUGAAGUUUUACCAGAUUCUCAAACUAAUGGAUAUUCAGUCCGGGAAAUCAGCUCUGAAACUAUAGAAACUAAAGAAGAUUCCGCCUUAGAUCUAAAAGAAUUAGAACAAAUUCGUAAUGAAUAUGAUAUGUGUUUCAAAGAAAAAAAUGAUCUGAAGUAUGAAUUAGAGCAAACUAUGAUAAGAUGCAAAGAACUUGAACAAACUCCGAAUUUCCAUCUAUUUUUUGCAUUACCAUCUAUAGUAUUAUUUUUAGUAUUAGUUAUUCGAUUUUAUUCUUAUUUGUCCUAUUUAACUGGAACAACGGAAUAAGUGCAAUUAAACAAAUUAUUCAUGUUUGUAUUAUUAUUAGUAACAAUACCAAUAUUGUUUUUAUAAGCUCAGAUAUGUGA
Molecule: messenger RNA, 2284 nt
Organism: Sipha flava (yellow sugarcane aphid)
Lineage: Eukaryota; Metazoa; Arthropoda; Insecta; Hemiptera; Aphididae
Gene: Slmap
Product: sarcolemmal membrane-associated protein
Exons: 1
Coding region: 75-2204 (709 amino acids)
Molecular function (GO): protein binding
Source: RefSeq, a predicted model, not a curated record